Molecule: messenger RNA, 897 nt
Organism: Colletotrichum graminicola M1.001
Lineage: Eukaryota; Fungi; Ascomycota; Sordariomycetes; Glomerellales; Glomerellaceae
Product: brix domain-containing protein
Exons: 7
Coding region: 1-897 (298 amino acids)
Biological process (GO): rRNA processing
Cellular component (GO): Mpp10 complex; small-subunit processome; nucleolus
Molecular function (GO): rRNA primary transcript binding; snoRNA binding
Source: RefSeq, a predicted model, not a curated record
AUGAUUCGCAAACAGGCGCGACAGCGCCGCGACUAUCUCUACAGGAAGGCGCAGAUGCUGAAAGACGCAGAAACCAGCGAGAAGCGUGCCAAGUUGCGUUCCGCACUCGCCGCCGGAAAACCGCUCGAUCCCGAAAUCGCACGAGACAAGACGCUUCGCAAGGAUUUCCAGUAUGAUCAGGCCAAGCCAGAGCUUAGUGUACAGGAGGAGAUGGAUUUGGACGACGAGUACUCAAUGCUGAGCGGCAUUUCAGAGCCCAGAGUCCUCGUCACGACCUCGAGAGAUUGUUCCAGCCGCCUCGCCGCUUUUUCGAAGGAAAUAAGGUUGCUCCUGCCGACAUCCGUACGCCUCAAUCGUGGAAACCUGAUUCUCCCAGAUUUAGUGCAGUCUUGCAAAUCCAACGCAUUGACUGACCUCGUCCUACUACACGAACAUCGCGGAAAUCCCACAGCACUGACAAUCAGUCACUUGCCACACGGGCCGACUGUCAGCUUCAGUCUGCACAACGUAGUUCUCCGUCACGACAUUCCUGGAAGCAUUCGGGGCAGUGUUUCUGAAGCAUACCCCCACUUGAUCUUUGAGGGAUUCAAGAGCCGCUUGGGUCAAAGGAUAGUAAAAGUCCUGAAGCAUCUUUUCCCUCCGCGCGAUCCGAUUACCACCAAGGCGAAGAUCGGAAAUCGUGUUGUAACCUUCAUGAACAAUGAGGAUAGUAUCGAAGUGAGACACCACGUGUUUGUCCGAACCUCAUAUGACUCGGUCGAGCUUGCUGAGGUUGGACCGCGUAUGACUAUGAGGCCAUUCGAAAUUCGCGGUGGUACCCUCGAAAACAAAGACGGAGACGUCGAGUGGCAUCUGACACAUUACACCCGCACUGGCAGAAAGAAGGAGUAUUUGUAG